Molecule: messenger RNA, 2146 nt
Organism: Boeremia exigua
Lineage: Eukaryota; Fungi; Ascomycota; Dothideomycetes; Pleosporales; Didymellaceae
Exons: 1
Coding region: 474-2144 (556 amino acids)
Source: RefSeq, a predicted model, not a curated record
CAGUGAUUCCAGUAAAUUCUUUCACGCACUCAAACAACAAAAUGUAUAGCCCGCGAAGCGUUUUUUAAUACCAGCCGCUUUCCGAGACUUCCCGUGCAGGAUUCGAAACUCGACUCGUACGCCUACAUCCGGGUGGCUUCAACGACUACAUAUAUUGUACACUUUACCAUGCCAAUAUCCUUGAAAGGCGGCCUCAAACAGAGUAUACUGCACUGUCAUACGUGUGGGGCGAUGCUACACAGACACGAUCUAUUCAGCUUGGUUACCAUCAACUCCCGACGUGUGGACCUGCUCAUACAUGGUCAUCUACUCCCUCCCCGGGGGUAGAUUGCUACGAAUCAUUCCAAGUAACGACAAAUCUGGAGAGAGCAUUACGACAUCUACGAGACCGCGCUUCAGAGCGCAUACUGUGGGUCGAUGCCAUUUGUAUCAACCAGUCUGAUUUGGAAGAACGUCUGUCACAAGUGCAAAGGAUGGGCAGUGUGUACGAAAUGGCCGUGGAGGUACGCAUCUGGCUAGGGUCUAUCAGUGAUCUAUUCGUGUCAACGCCCGAUAUACAAGAGGAACUUGAAUAUUAUCAAUCAAGACAAGUUCCACUGACCAGAAGAUCCUCGUACUCUGUCUUAUCCCCAGAAGAAGAUACAGGAGCAGCCUUAAGCAGUGAAAGAAGGAUCAUCGAGAUACUGCUUGCAGCGAGGGACUACGUCAUGGGUAAAGACCGCCUGCUCGGUCAGGAAACAAGCGACAAUUGGUUUCCUGAUGAACUAGAGUCUCUCGGAAUACGAAUUAUAGCUUCGCAACCCUGGUGGCGACGCGUUUGGGUCAUCCAGGAAGCCACGUUUUCAAAAGAGGAUCCAGUCAUGCAAUGCGGCUACAUAGAAAUCGGAUAUCGCAGGUUCCUCGAAUCGGCGAAACAUUGCAUGUUUCAAGAUGCACCAUCGAUACUUUCUAGAACCCAAAUAUCCCUCACUGUCCACGGCAUGUCUUUUCAGGGAUACAACCCGUCCAAAACGUCUCUUGCGAGCCGUCUGCUUACAUACCUGAGCUGUAUGAGUGGAAAUUUUGAAGUGAGCAAUCCUGAAGAUUGGAUAAAUGGAGUGCAUGGUUUUCUCCAUAUGGGCGAUUGCCAUGAUAAUAUCUUGUUUCUCAUGACAAUUAACCUGAACGAACAAAACCUUGCUGAAUUCUUUCAUCGAGUUGCUAUUUGGAUCCUUUUUGAUUCCGAACCUCAAUCAUACCCUCUACGAAUCUUGGAAAGCGGGCCGAGUAACAUCGAGGGGAUACCAUCAUGGGUUCCGACGUGGGAAUCAAAAAAAUGGAGUGGAGAGAAUAAAACCUACGGAGCGCCAGAAAGCAAGUAUGAUAUCCUUGCCCAAGGUACUUCAAUGGGAAAAUUAUACCACCCGUCGUCAAUGAGCAUUUGCGAUAGAUGUGCUACGAUGUAUAAAGAAAAGUGGGGGGCGCCGAAAAGUUUAUUUGAUAUCGACGUACGAUGUACUGAAAUAAGAAUACGGAAUGCGUUAGCGCUGGGACGAGUGAUUACGACGAUGGAAGUUCUUUCAAUGCAAGAAAAUAAGGAUAUAGGUGUACUGCGCAAAGCAAUUGUUGAGGUCGAGGGGAGAAUCUUAGCAGCUCUGAAAUCUAUGGGUAUACCUCACGCUAAUGCGACAACGCAUAUACGAAGAUUCCGGGAUUACCUCCGUCUCAACUUCUGGGAUGUCGAUACGGGGAAAGGUUUAUGUUCAUCCGAGCAUAGCGCGACGUUGGAAGACUUCCUUCAAUGCGAAAGCAAAUCGAAGAAAAGAAAAGGUCAGCGACGCGGUUGCAGGAACGCAGCUCAUCAAGCAGAUCCCAAUGUUUUGAGUCCCUCUUCGAUUGCGAAACUAAGCAGCUUCUUUGAGCAUGUUGGUCAUCUUGUUAUUGGAUCAAAUAUCGUGGGGCACAUGUUUGAAGAUUCGCUACCUUCUUGGCGGUGCGGUGACAGGCUGUAUCUCAUUCCUGAGUGCCGCUGGGUCCUAGGUCUUCGACGUAGUGGCAACAGAUACCGGUAUAUGUAUAGGGUAUUUGUUUCUGAUCUGGAAUGGCAACAACGCAAGCAGCUAUUCGAUGGCAAAGGCAUCUAUGAGGACAUAGUACUUGUAUAAAG